Molecule: messenger RNA, 609 nt
Organism: Gossypium raimondii (Peruvian cotton)
Lineage: Eukaryota; Viridiplantae; Streptophyta; Magnoliopsida; Malvales; Malvaceae
Exons: 4
Coding region: 1-609 (202 amino acids)
Source: RefSeq, a predicted model, not a curated record
AUGCAAGAAAUUCUUGCGCAGAUGAAUUUGGAAGAUGUCCUGUUGGGGAUAUAUAAGAUACAUUCGACAUUGACAGAUGAAGAGAAGAAGCGUAAAGAUCAAAAGGCCUUGAAGCAAUUACAUUUGCAUUUGUCUAAUAAAUUUUUGCAGGAUCUGAUGAAGGAGAAGAUCGCUAUUGCAUUAUGGGCAAAACUAGAGCAGCUAUGUGUGUCAAAAACCCUGAUGAGUAAGUUACAUAUGAAGCAACAUCUUUAUGCUCAUUGUUUAGAAGAAGCGUAUGUGCACGGACACUUAACUGUAUUUAAAGAAACUAUUUUGAACCUAGAGGCCAUGGAGGGGGAGGGUCUUAUUGUUUGUGGGAGACAAGAAUGGAAUACUGAUGAUGAUCAUGGGAGAACACAGGAAAAGAAUCCUCGCAGUAAAUCUAAGGGUAGAUCAAGAUCUUCAAAUAGAGGAAAACAACUAGAAAAAUUUGGUGAAACUGAUGUUGUAGAACACUACAGCGAUGGUGAACUCCUAGUUGCUUCUGCCAACAAUUCUAAAGGUUCUACAAUUACUGGUGAUGCUGCAAUUGUUUUCUCUUCCUUGUCAAAUGAUGAUGUUACUUGA